Stegodyphus dumicola is the source of this 2462-nucleotide messenger RNA. Its product is annotated as phosphatidylinositol 4-kinase alpha-like. Lineage: Eukaryota; Metazoa; Arthropoda; Arachnida; Araneae; Eresidae. The record is from RefSeq and is a predicted model, not a curated record.
UUUUUGCAAGAGAUGUCUGCAGCAUGGCAGAUGACCAUUGAUCGAGAAGUGGGGUUAUUUUCAGAAGAUCCUGUGCAGGUUGACCCAUUGGCUGCAUAUGAAGGAUGUGAACUUGCACCAAAUGGGCCUUUUAUAGCUCCCCAUUCCUUAUGGGUUAAAUUUUUAUCUGAGCGACUUGAAGUUGCAAAAUACUGCAAUAUGAAUGAAGUAGAAAUCUUUGCCAACAUAUUACAUCGUUCUCUACCUGUUGCUGUUGGAAGUUCUCAUCAUAACAGACGUCAUAUAGCAUCCCUGGGCACUCGUUUUAGGCUUCUUGCUUGUGGUUUGUCCUUGUUACAAGGUGAUGUUCUUCCCCGUGCUGUGUGCAAGAAUGUUUUAAGAGAAAGAAUUUACACAGCUGCUUUGGACCAUUUCUGUGGUCCAUCCAUGUGUCCAACUCAGAAAGGAUCAGAAUUAAGAGAUGACAUUACUACGCUGAUCAAGUUUUGGAAUAGUUUACAUUCUGACAAGAAAUAUCUACGAGCAACUAUGAUGGGAGGUAUAAAAUUUUUUUUUCAGGCAGUCGACAUUGAAUUUUUAAUAACUUGGCAUAAUCCAAUGUCUUUGCAAGAUGAUCAUUUUGAUGGAGAAGAUGUCAUAUCAACUUGGCGAUCUCAGCCAAUGACGGAAAAAACUUGGAGAGAUACUGCUCGAUUAGCCUGGGAAAUCUCUCCAAUUCUUGCUGUAUACUUACCCUGCAGGUUCAAGAACUCGGAGGCUUUAACUGAAGAAGUGGCCAGACUAGUUCAGUUGAAUCCUGCAGCAGUCUCACACAUUCCAGAAGCACUGCAAUAUCUGACUACCUCUGAAAGCAUUAUAAAUGAUUCAGCUGAACUGACACAUAUGUUAACAUGGGCUACAGUAUCUCCAGUGAAAGCACUAGCCUAUUUUUCACGGCAGUAUCCACGCCAUCCUGUAACUGCACAAUAUGCUGUGCGUGUUUUAUCAUCUUUUCCCCCUGACGUGAUACUUUUGUACAUUCCACAACUUGUUCAAGCAGUUAGACAUGACAGUAUGGGAUAUGUUACUGAAUUCAUUAAAAGUGCAUGCAAGAAAUCUCAACUAUUAGCCCAUCAGAUUAUAUGGAAUAUGAAAACUAAUAUGUAUUUGGAUGAAGAGGCACAACAACAGGAUCCUGUUAUGUAUGAACCACUGGAGCAUAUCUUGAGCAACAUUAUUGGUUCUCUGUCAGGUCCAGCAAAAUUGUUUUAUGAAAGAGAAUUUGAAUUUUUCAGUAAAAUUACUGCAAUAUCAGGUGAAAUUAGGCCAUAUCCGAAAGGACCUCAACGUAAACAAGCAUGUUUGAAUGCUCUCAGUACGAUAAAGGUUGAACCAGGGUGCUACCUUCCAUCAAAUCCAGAAGCCGUAGUUCUUGAUAUUGACUAUAAAUCUGGAACUCCUAUGCAAAGUGCUGCGAAAGCUCCCUUUUUAGCAAGAUUUAAAGUGCGACAUUGUGGCAUUCACGAAAUGGAAAGCAAAGUGCUAAACAUGUCCAAAAAUGACAAUGAUGUCACUCAAGAAAAAGACGAAGGAAAGGAAUAUUGGCAAGCUGCUAUAUUUAAAGUUGGUGAUGAUGUUAGACAGGACAUGCUUGCUCUUCAAGUAAUUACUCUAUUCCAAAAUAUAUUCAAGCAAGUUGGGCUAGAUUUAUUUUUGUUUCCAUAUAGAGUAGUAGCCACAGCUCCAGGGUGUGGUGUUAUUGAAUGUGUACCAAAUGCAAAAUCAAGAGACACUAGGUCGUCAAACUGACUUGGAUUGUAUGAGUAUUCCUUAAACGCUAUUGUAUAGAUGUCAAAACCAUUCCAAAAGGCUCGCAGAAACUUUAUUAAAAGUAUGGCUGCUUAUAGUGUUAUUGGAUUUUUGCUUCAAAUCAAAGAUAGGCAUAAUGGCAAUAUUAUGGUUGAUACAGAUGGCCAUAUUAUCCAUAUUGAUUUUGGAUUUAUGUUUGAGAGUUCUCCAGGAGGAAAUCUUGGUUUUGAACCUGAUAUUAAACUUACAGAUGAAAUGGUAAUGAUAAUGGGUGGCAAAAUGGAAGCACCACCUUUUCGAUGGUUUAUGGAAUUGUGUGUUCAGGCUUAUUUAGCUGUAAGGCCUUACAGAGAAGCAAUAGUUUCUUUAGUCACUUUGAUGCUUGAUACAGGCUUACCUUGCUUUAGAGGUCAAACAAUCAAACUUUUAAGAUCCCGUUUUGCACCAACUGCAAGUGAGAAAGAAGCAGCAGCAUAUAUGCUGAAAAUUAUCAGAGACUCUUGCUUGAAUUUCCGUACAAAAACGUAUGAUAUGAUCCAGUAUUAUCAAAACCAAAUUCCAUACUGAAAUCAGAAUCAUGUAAUAUUACACUUUAUGUUUGUAUAUUAAUAGUAUAUAAUAUGUUUAUUGUAUUAUAGUUUAAAUAUGUUCCAAUUAAAGUAACUUAAACAUUA